Messenger RNA from Dibothriocephalus latus, 930 nucleotides. The record is from the annotation of a GenBank genome assembly. Lineage: Eukaryota; Metazoa; Platyhelminthes; Cestoda; Diphyllobothriidea; Diphyllobothriidae.
AUGGCGCAGGACUGUCGGAAAUGGUUUCAUAACGAGUUAACAGGGAUGGAGGCAGAAAAGCUUCUUAUAGCAAAGGGAGUUCCUGGGAGUUUUUUGGUUCGCCAGAGUCACAGCAGUCCAGGAAAUUUUACAUUAUCUGUCAGGCGACAGGAUUCUUUUGCUCACAUACGCAUUCAAAACACAGGGGACUUUCUAAGCAUCUAUGGUGGUGAAAAAUUCGCAACCCUCACUGAAUUGGUUAACUACUAUCGAGAAAACCGUGGCCAGCUUACGGAAAAAAAUGGGACAAUCAUUGAUUUGUUGUACCCUUUAUUUGUUGAUGAUAUAAUUUGCGAAAGCUCCCGGUGGUUUCAUGGUCAUUUGACCGCGAAUGAGGCUCAGAAUCUGCUUCUCGAGAAAGGAAAGAACGGAAGUUUUCUUGUUCGAGAAUCUGUACGCCAGCCCGGUUCCUACGUCUUAUCCGUUGUUACCGGGGAUUGCGUCUCACACAUCCUCAUAUGCCGCAAGCCCAAUUCUAAGUUCGACAUUGGCGGUGGACCCGAGUUCUCUUCACUAGGUCAACUCAUUGACUACUAUAGCCAGUCACCCAUGAUGGACAAAAAUGGUGGACUCCCGUUCAAUGCUACGCGCCUUAAUGUGUCUACCCUGGAUAAACGCAUCGCGCAGUUAGAGAAGCAAAAGAGUCGAGGCCAGUAUCUGUCAGGUUUUCUGGAGGAGUUUGAAGAACUUCAUCAGGACACACAUGAAGCACCAAGGACGGAGGGAAGUCGCCCCUAUAACCAAUUCCGUAAUCGCUACAAGAACAUCCUCCCCUUCGAUUCCACUCGGGUCGUCCUGCUGGAUGCAAAUCCCGCUGAUCCUGGCUCCGAUUAUAUCAAUGCAAACUACAUCGUACCACCGGUACGCACCUGUUCUGCCUUUUACUUUUAA